GCCUGCGAUACAUCUGCUACUACUCUCACCUCCAGCUUCAGACAACACGUCGCCGCUCAACACCAUUUAACAUCAUCCCCUUGUCACGAAUUCAUCGUUCUCCAUCUCUUCCUCUUCCUGUUCUAUUUUUCAAGAAGAGGCUGGAGACGUUCAUUCUCGUAUCAGUCUUAACUCAACUUCUCCAUUCCUCUGUUCUUCGCUGCGGCUAGAUCCGAACAGCUCUCUCAACAUGUCGGGCGAACCUGAUCACGCUGAGACCAAGGCCAAGGUCCAUCUCAAUGAUGUUUCUGGCGCUGAGAAGAAGGAUGUCGAUGAGACAUCUACUGCUAUCCUCCGCAAGAAGAAGAAGCCUAACUCGUUGAUUGUGACCGAUGCCGUCAACGAUGAUAACUCGAUUAUCGCCCUUUCCAACAACACUAUGGAGACUCUCCAACUCUUCCGCGGUGACACAGUUCUUGUCAAGGGCAAGAAGCGAAAGGACACUGUCUUGAUUGUUCUGGCCGAUGACGAUCUCGAUGACGGUAGCGCCCGCAUCAACCGUGUUGUCAGACAUAACCUCCGUGUGAAGCAUGGCGAUAUAAUCACUGUUCACCCUUGCCCCGAUAUCAAAUACGCAAAACGUAUUGCUGUCCUUCCCAUUGCCGACACCGUUGAGGGUCUCACUGGCUCUCUUUUCGAUGUCUUCCUCGCUCCAUACUUCCGUGAGGCCUACAGGCCGGUGCGCCAGGGCGAUCUUUUCACUGUCCGUGCUUCAAUGAGGCAAGUAGAAUUCAAAGUUGUGGAGGUCGACCCUCCGGAAUAUGGUAUCGUCGCUCAGGAUACUGUCAUUCACUGCGAGGGCGAGCCGAUUCAGCGAGAGGAUGAGGAGGCCAAUCUUAGUGAGGUCGGAUACGACGACAUUGGUGGUUGCCGCAAACAGAUGGCUCAGGUGCGAGAACUCGUUGAGCUGCCCCUCCGGCAUCCUCAGCUCUUCAAGUCCAUCGGUAUCAAACCUCCUCGGGGUAUCCUCAUGUUCGGUCCCCCUGGUACUGGUAAGACUCUGAUGGCUCGUGCUGUUGCCAACGAGACCGGCGCCUUUUUCUUCCUCAUCAACGGUCCGGAGAUUAUGUCAAAGAUGGCCGGUGAGUCGGAGUCGAACCUCCGGAAGGCAUUCGAGGAGGCGGAGAAGAACUCCCCUGCCAUCAUCUUCAUUGAUGAGAUCGACGCCAUCGCACCCAAGCGUGAGAAGACUAACGGCGAAGUCGAGCGCCGUGUGGUUUCUCAGCUGUUGACCCUCAUGGACGGCAUGAAGGCCCGCUCGAACAUUGUCGUCAUGGCCGCCACCAACCGUCCCAACUCGAUUGAUCCCGCCCUUCGCCGGUACGGACGUUUCGACCGUGAGGUUGACAUUGGUAUCCCUGACCCAACUGGCCGUCUCGAGAUUCUUCAGAUUCAUACCAAGAACAUGAAGCUCGCAGAGGAUGUUGACCUUGAGUCUAUUGCUGCCGAGACUCACGGUUACGUCGGUUCGGAUGUUGCUUCCUUGUGCUCUGAGGCUGCCAUGCAGCAGAUUCGUGAGAAGAUGGACCUCAUCGAUCUGGAUGAAGACACAAUUGAUGCGGAGGUCUUGGACUCUCUGGGUGUUACCAUGGAGAACUUCCGCUUCGCCCUCGGUGUUUCCAACCCCUCUGCUCUCCGCGAGGUUGCCGUCGUCGAAGUCCCCAACGUUCGCUGGGACGACAUUGGUGGUCUCGAGGGCGUCAAGAGGGAGCUCAUCGAGAGCGUUCAAUACCCUGUCGACCACCCGGAGAAGUUUGCCAAGUUUGGCCUUUCCCCCUCAAGGGGUGUGCUCUUCUAUGGCCCCCCCGGUACUGGUAAGACCAUGCUUGCCAAGGCCGUUGCCAACGAGUGUGCGGCAAACUUCAUCUCCGUUAAGGGUCCCGAGCUUCUCAGCAUGUGGUUCGGUGAGUCCGAGAGCAACAUCCGUGAUAUCUUCGACAAGGCUCGAGCUGCUGCUCCUUGUGUUGUCUUCCUUGAUGAGUUGGACUCCAUUGCGAAAUCCCGUGGUGGAUCCGUUGGCGAUGCGGGCGGUGCUUCUGACCGUGUCGUAAACCAGCUUCUGACCGAAAUGGACGGCAUGACCUCCAAGAAGAACGUCUUCGUCAUUGGUGCUACCAACCGUCCUGAGCAGCUCGACAAUGCUCUUUGCCGUCCCGGCCGUCUCGAUACACUCGUCUACGUUCCCCUGCCCGAUGAGGAGUCCCGUCUGGGUAUCCUCAAGGCUCAGCUCCGCAAGACGCCUGUUGCAGGUGACAUUGACCUUCGGUACAUUGCCAGCAAGACGCACGGAUUCUCUGGUGCCGACUUGGGUUUCAUCACCCAACGGGCGGUCAAGCUCGCUAUCAAGCAAUCCAUUGCCCUCGACAUUGAGCGCACAAAAGAGCGCGAGGCCAAGGGCGAGGACGCAAUGGAUGAGGAUGAUGCCGAAGACCCUGUGCCUGAGCUGACCAAGGCCCACUUUGAAGAGGCCAUGCAGUCGGCGCGGCGGUCUGUCAGCGACGUCGAGAUUCGACGGUACGAGGCUUUUGCCCAAGCCAUGAAGAAUUCCAGUGGUAGCAAUUUCUUCCGCUUCCCUGACGCAGACCAGGCUGCCGCUGGUGUCGAGAACGGCGCUGGCUUUGGCGAUGCAGGCAAUGACGACAGCUUGUACGACUAAAUGUCUGUUGAUGGGAUUCUCUUGUGGCUGUUAGUUGAUAAAUAAUUUACGACGAAGGAAUCUGAUGGCGUCAGAAGCGUUGUCAUUUGGGUUCGAGUUCCAUGCUUUUUUUUAUUUUCUCUUUUUUCUCUUUUGUGUUGUUCCACCCCUAACUGCUCAGGGUUCGUUAGAUACUCGAACCAUUUGAAUGCUUUGACAGAAAGAUGGUAGCUUAGGGUAUAUUUUAUGCAUAAUAGAUUAUGUAUCAUCAAAACUUUGGUGCACGUUUUCUUUGGUGAUGAGUUGUGUACGAUUAUGAGUGAUAAUCAGGAGUGUUGUCAGCUUGUAAUCGCAAUCUGGAAAGAAUCCGCUUCGUUAUACAUUGAAUGCUAUUACUAUUCGAAAUACAAUACGAAUUGCAGAAAGUUGGGACUUGUGAAGAACUAAUUUAUGAAAAAAAAAGGGGGGAUCC
Messenger RNA from Xylona heveae TC161, 3146 nucleotides. RefSeq names its product cell division control protein Cdc48. Gene Ontology annotation, molecular function: ATP binding; polyubiquitin modification-dependent protein binding; ATP hydrolysis activity. Bases 230 to 2695 code for a protein of 821 amino acids. The transcript is spliced from 6 exons. NCBI's taxonomy places the organism in Eukaryota, Fungi, Ascomycota, Xylonomycetes, Xylonales, Xylonaceae. Gene Ontology annotation, cellular component: VCP-NPL4-UFD1 AAA ATPase complex; cytosol; nucleus. Gene Ontology annotation, biological process: mitotic spindle disassembly; retrograde protein transport, ER to cytosol; autophagosome maturation. The record is from RefSeq and is a predicted model, not a curated record.